AUCGUUAUCAGCUAGAUAAUAAUGCUCCGAUUAUCGACUCAUUUAGUUAGUGCAAUUAUUUUGUGGCAAGAUGGCCGUCACUAGACGCGAAUACAUUUUCAGUGCGUUUUUGUUGAGUAUACUGAGUGUUUUGCUGACAGUCAUAGCGAUAUCGAGCGAUAGUUGGAUAGUAUCGCUUGCCAGGCUUCAGAAUCAAAUCGCGGACAGCACCAUAAGAUAUGGCAUGUUCAGAGGGGAACUGGUACUCAACAAUCUGGCUACACCAAGCCUCAGCACUCUACACAUGGCAUGCGUCCCUGACAUGGACGCUUGUGCUGUUAGCUGCAAAACGGAGCCACAAGCGAGGGAAAUUGAGGUACGAGCACUAGCUCAAGGGUUCCGGCCGACCACAGCAUGUGCUCCUGUCACUGAAGUAGACGAGAGUGAUCCACUUGACUCUGCACCAGUGAUCAGUUUCGCGUUAUACUUGUGCACUUUGCUGUUCCUCUUCUUAAUGCUGCUGUUCAAUCUGGCCGCAGCUGGGUUAGCUAUAGUCAAUGCUACAAUGAACCCUACAGAACCCAUAUUCGGUUUGCCAGGUUGUCUGUGGUCGAACGUCGUUGCAGCCUGUCUGGGUGUCGUGGUGAUGAUGAUCUUCGGCAUAUACUGGACUACUUCUGGCUUGAAAGAACAUCUGGCCUUCUCCUAUAUAUCAGUCGGUCCGUUCGAGCCCACGGCUGGGCUAGGAUAUUCAUAUUGGUUACUGAUCGGAGCAUUACUGUGUUCCACCACCAACGUGGUGUUGAUCCAAGUGAGAGCUUACCUACUCGAGAGAAACCCACCAACGCCCACCAUAAAAGUCGAGAACCAUUCUGAUGGCACUAUAUUUUUGUAUUGACAAAAAUAUUGCCAUACUUAUGUAAAAGGAAACUAUAUUCAGAAUCUGUUUAUACCUACUUAGUAGAGAAAAUAUGAUAUUGCUUCUUU
Messenger RNA from Chilo suppressalis (striped riceborer), 966 nucleotides. NCBI's taxonomy places the organism in Eukaryota, Metazoa, Arthropoda, Insecta, Lepidoptera, Crambidae. The record is from the annotation of a GenBank genome assembly.